Ilex paraguariensis (yerba mate) is the source of this 1439-nucleotide messenger RNA. Lineage: Eukaryota; Viridiplantae; Streptophyta; Magnoliopsida; Aquifoliales; Aquifoliaceae. The record is from the annotation of a GenBank genome assembly.
AUGUAUGUGGAGCCUCAGUCAAUGGCCUCAUUCUUCACAAUUUCAGAUGCUGCCAUACAGCAAGCUGAUUGGGAUUCUUCAAAAGUUCGUGAAAAACUUCGUCGUGAUAUUGAGGCCCAUGCAUCUUCUGUUCGUAGUGCAAUGUUGUCAGAACUGAUAGCUACCUUUGAGAAGCGACUUAGUGUAGCUCUGACUGGACCAGUAGAAUCCCUUUUUGAAGCCAGUGGGAAAGACACAUGGGCUUCGAUAAGAAAGCUACUAAAACAUGAAAGUGGCACUACCGUAUCGGGUUUUUGUAGUGCUGUUGCUGGUUUCGAGUUAGAGCCAGGAACAUUGGACAAAAUAGUGCAAAAUUUGAGGGACUAUGCAAGAGAUAUAGUGGAGAAAACAGCAAGAGAGGAAGCUGGGAAAGUUCUGAUCCGCAUGAAGGAUAGGUUUGCAACUGUCUUCAACCAUGAUAAUGACUCACUGCCAAGGGUUUGGACAGGGAAGGAAGACAUUAGAAUGAUCACAAGGGGUGCCCGCUCUGCGUCCCUGAUGCAUAUGACCGUUAUGGCUGCCAUACGCCUAGAUGAGAGACCAGAUAAGAUAGAGAAUGUACUUUUCUCCUUGCUCAUGGAUGGAACAGUUACUACUCCUUCCCAGUCCCGGAGUGUUGCAGCUUCUGGGGAUCCCCUUGCCUCAAGCACAUGGGAGGAGGUCCCUCUGGAGAAAACGUUGAUUACGCCUGUGCAGUGCAAGUCGUUGUGGAGACAAUUUAAGGCAGAAACUGAGUAUGCUGUCACUCAAGCCAUUUCGGCACAGGAGGCUUACAAGCGGGACAACAAUUGGUUACCUCCUCCAUGGGCAAUACUGGCUAUGGUUGUUCUCGGGUUUAACGAAUUCAUGCUCCUUUUGAGGAAUCCUCUUUACCUCUUGGUUUUAUUUGUUAUAUUUCUACUUGGGAAAGCAUUAUGGGUACAGAUGGACGUCCCAGGGGAGUUUCGGAAUGGCAUGCUGGCUGGACUUCUUUCUCUCUCAUCAAGGUUUCUUCCAACUGUCACGAACCUUCUGAAACGACUAGCUGAAGAAGCUCGAGGGCAUCGAACUCCGGAGGAACCAAGACCCACUCCAUAUCUGGAUUCUUGGAGUUUUAGAAAUCAAACACUACAGCCAAAUUCAGUAUCAGGCUCAGUUCCAGAUUCAUCUGUUUCAUCCAAUAAUUCAACUGAAAGUGGCCUUGAAUGCUCGAGUUCUCAGCCAACACACAGGAGAGUUACAAAUGUAGAACAGGCUGAAUUUUCUUGAUGUACGAUUCACAUUCACAUACAUAGUGUGUAUACGAGAGUUGUAUGGAAACUCUUGAGCGUUUGUUCACCUUUGUUGUCUAUAGUCUAGGGGAAGAAACAGAUAAUCUUUGUAAAUAUCACAUGCAAAGCAGAAGUAACAGCUACUCUCUG